Molecule: messenger RNA, 1386 nt
Organism: Salvia hispanica
Lineage: Eukaryota; Viridiplantae; Streptophyta; Magnoliopsida; Lamiales; Lamiaceae
Source: RefSeq, a predicted model, not a curated record
UGAGCAUGCUAAGUUUUAUUUCUCCAUUUUACACAAGAAACGUACAAACUGGUUUACUCUCUUUUUCUCUCUCCUAUAAAUAUUAUGACUAUGUGAGUGUGGCAAAAAUGUCAAGGAAGAAUUUGACUACUAAGUUUCAACACAUCUCUCAUUUAUUGGAUAUUAAAAGAGCUUAAUUGAAGUGGAAGAAGAAAAAUGGUGGAGAAGAAGCUGAAUUUCAAUCAACCAAUAUUAUCUGUGAGGAAAUACUCACCCAAGGGGGGCUUAAAUAUAGUUGAUAAAAGGGAAGGCCUCACAAUCAUACAUUGGCUUCCUACUCGUAGACCAGAGGCGAACUCUGGUCCUAUGAGUAACCCGGGUUCUGUUCCCUUCCUGUGGGAACAGAGCCCGGGACGGCCGAAAGAAGAGAUCCUAGCACAGUCUCACAACUGUGCUAGUCCAAGUUUUGAUGCAAGUAGUGAGCCGGAUGUGCAUGAAGGAAACGGUUCAGGAGCGAACUCGUUAGUUCUCCAACGGGACGAAGAGAGAGGGAGAGUAGUGGAUGAAGAAAAGGCCGUCGCACUCCACUGCAAGCCUAGUUCUGAGAGAGGAGGGAGUGAGCAACGUGAAAAUGUGAUCACGGUAUGUUGCUUGCUGCCUCGAUCUCGCUUGAGGAGUUCGGUCUGCAGUCUGAAUCCCGUUCCUGCAAUUAGCCGCGCGAUGACAUUUCCGAUUACUAGAAUGCUGUCUGAAUCUGCACUGUCUGGUUCCUCAACAGACAGUGAGAGUGAGGUAAUAAGUAGUCCUGUUCUUUGUCACAAAGGGAAUAUAGCAUCCAAACUCGGUGAGAGCGAUGAGAAACGACACGGUCUUGAAGAGGCGCCGGGCAAGCAGAGCUUCAGAACCUUGCAGGAGCUACUGGCUGAUGAUGCUGUAAGAAUUGUGGAGAGGGGAGAUGAUGUGAAGACAAGUAACGAGACGAAGAUGAUUGAAGACUCGGGUUCGGGUUCGGGUUCAGAGUCAGACCAAGAUCCAAGCAGCGAAGACAGCAUACGGCUGGCUGUAAACAAAGCAGCCGAAGAAGCAAGAAUGCGGCUAACAAGAGAGGGUGUUGCUCCUCCACCACCACAGCCGCCUCUGCCCGCGUCUCCAUCAGAUUCUUGGCUUUCUCGCACUCUGGCGCCCGCCUCAGCAAGGAAGGCAUCAAGCUCUGCGUUAGCGUCCCGGUUCAGCAGCAAGUGCUGAAAAUUUCAACACAAGAAGACUUCUUGAUUUUUUGGUGGAAUUUCUAUCUUCUCUUGAAGCUAAAAAGGAAUAUUUUGUGUUAUACAAUCAGACUAAAUCAUUUCAAGCUUCAUAGACCAACCAUAUGAUCACAUUCCUUAUACCAAUAAAUGAUAUUUCUAA